AUGGGAUCAGUUGACUACCAAAGCCAAAAUGGGGAGUUAGGAAACAUUUCCUUCUGCUAUCAAAAUAAUCUGAACUCAUGUCAGAAGCUGAUUUAUCCCCUGCCUAUGAGAAUUGUGACUUAUUUUGUUAUAAGCAUUAUUGUAUUUAUUGCAUUAUUUGGAAACCUUCUCGUGAUCACAAUCAUAGUUCAUCACAAGCAGUUCCACUCUCCAACUAACUACCUCGUUCUUUCUCUGGCUGUAGCUGAUCUGCUUGUAGGAGGGGUUGUGAUGCCUCCCAGGAUGAUAUACACUGUAGAAACCUGCUGGUAUUUGGGGACAUUAUUCUGUAAAAUACACACCAGUCUUGACACCACAAUGUGUACCGCCUCUCUUUUAAACCUUGCAUUUAUCUCUGUUGAUCGAUAUUAUGCAGUAUGUCACCCUCUCUUGUACCACAAGAAAAUGACUCCUUUUUCUAUUUCACUGAUGAUCACUGCUUGUUGGAGCAUUUCUUUUCUUCUGGGGUUUCUGUUGAUAUUUCUGCACUACCAGACUCAGGUUUAUGAUCACUACGAUGACGUCAACUGUGAAGGAAGCUGCCCAGUGUUUGUAGGCCCCACGGUGACUCUGACCGUAUCAGUGAUCUCUUUAUAUUUCCCCACCGUUGUCAUGCUUAGCCUAUACCUAAAAAUAUUCCUUGUUGCUAAGCGACAGUCACAUUCAAUCCACACAUCUAGAGGUAAAGGCACUAUUACUAAGGCACAGAGAAAGGCCACUAGAACACUGGCCAUGAUUAUGGGAGCUUUUUUAGUGUCUUGGGCGCCAUUUUGUAUUUACAUCAACAUCAUUUCAUAUUUAGGUGUUAUCGGUCCACCUCAGUUGUUUGAGGUACUUGGGUGGAUCGCUUAUUCAAAUUCAGCAUGUAAUCCUCUUGUGUAUACAUUCUUCUACCCCUUGUUUAGAAAAGCUCUAAGAAUUAUUCUAUGUGGCAAAGGUUUAGGAGCAACUUUACAACAAUAG
This is a messenger RNA of Electrophorus electricus (electric eel), 1002 nucleotides long. The record is from RefSeq and is a predicted model, not a curated record. Lineage: Eukaryota; Metazoa; Chordata; Actinopteri; Gymnotiformes; Gymnotidae.